AUGUUUAUUUUCGUUGCGCUGAGCCUUCUUAUUGUUCUAUCUAUCGCCUUCUACAUUCGGAGAAGCAUCUUGCAGCAGGAGAAAGCAGAUUUGGUCUAUGACAAUGCGUAUCUGAAGGAGUAUCUUGAGCUUUCUCCGGAGGCCUCCCAGCUGGACCACUUCAACGUGCUCACGAAGGCCAGCAUAUACCUCAUUGAGAAGGAGGAGGAGCUGGAAAACGAGACAAAGGCGCUGUACUCCCUGUUCUACGCCCGCAUGGUGAGCAAUACCCUGUGGGAGCAGCUCAAGAAGGCCAAGGAUGAGCUGCACCUUGACAAAAUAACGAUAGAGGCCGAGCUGGGAAGAUACGCGAAACUCGACAAGUCCAGCAUAGAGAGGCACCGGAAGCGCCCAGAAGUCCACACAAAGGAGAAGCUCUCGUACGCCUUCAGCAACAGCGAGCUGAAGGAGCUGUACGAAAGAAUCAAGAAGCAAUAA
Nematocida major is the source of this 477-nucleotide messenger RNA. RefSeq lists its product as uncharacterized. The transcript has a single exon. The coding region runs from base 1 to 477 and encodes 158 amino acids. NCBI's taxonomy places the organism in Eukaryota, Fungi, Microsporidia. The record is from RefSeq and is a predicted model, not a curated record.